This is a messenger RNA of Trichoderma aggressivum f. europaeum, 606 nucleotides long. RefSeq lists its product as uncharacterized. Gene Ontology annotation, molecular function: peptidase inhibitor activity; phospholipid binding. The transcript is spliced from 3 exons. Bases 1 to 606 code for a protein of 201 amino acids. Lineage: Eukaryota; Fungi; Ascomycota; Sordariomycetes; Hypocreales; Hypocreaceae. The record is from RefSeq and is a predicted model, not a curated record. Gene Ontology annotation, biological process: regulation of Ras protein signal transduction; regulation of proteolysis.
AUGGCGGCAACACCCCUCGACGACCUUGCGCAAGCGCUGUCAACUUCCCUGGCCGAGGCAAACCUUGUGCCUGGUUCUGCAGAGGCACUCAUCCCCGGGGACUUUAAGCCGGCCACUCGACUGGGCAUCUCAUUCGGCGGACGGGAUGUCGAGUUGGGUAAUCUGUUUCGAGUCAACGAGGUCAAGCUGGCUCCCUUUGUCUCGUUUGAUGCCGAGGCUGGGGAUUCAUCGGGAGACGCAUCUUAUAUGCUGCUCCUUGUCGAUCCCGAUGCACCCACGCCAGAUGACCCCAAGUUUGCCUUUUGGCGCCAUUGGGUUCUGCCAGGAUUGAAGCCAUUGGCCCAGGCGGACGGCGUUGUCGCCCAGACGAAGCAGCCUCUCACAGAGUAUCUCGCCCCGGGACCCAAGGAUGAUUCUCAACCACACCGGUAUCUGUUCUUGCUCUUCCGCGAGCCCCACGGCUUGGUUCUCACGAAAGAGGAUGUUGGAGGCGAGGAAUUUGUACAAAGACGCUCAUUCGAUCCAGUCACGUUUGUCAAGAAGCAUCAGCUACAGCUGGUCGGUCUGAACUGGAUGAGGGGUGCUGGUGAUGGUUGGAAGGAAUAA